Molecule: messenger RNA, 720 nt
Organism: Chaetomium globosum CBS 148.51
Lineage: Eukaryota; Fungi; Ascomycota; Sordariomycetes; Sordariales; Chaetomiaceae
Exons: 2
Coding region: 1-720 (239 amino acids)
Source: RefSeq, a predicted model, not a curated record
AUGGCACCCAUAGAUUACUCGAAAUGGGACAACAUAGACACAGAUUCCGAGCCAGAGGUGUCGUCUACCCAGGUGCCCGCGCCUAAAGCCACCCAGCCACCUGCCCCAACCACCCCACGGUCGCAGUCGUCCGCAUCCACUCCGAUGGCAACGCUGCAAACACACGACGCUCCGGGGUCCGCCCAAGUCCAAGCUGUCAUUAUCCGGUGCAGCGUCGAUAAAAUCAGAUCUCCGCCUUGGUCCGCGACCACAAUCUCCGCCGACCAUCCCGUUUUCUCGCAGGCCGUCCCUUCCCUCCCGGGGCUCAUCGGGAUCCCGCUGGUCGUCCACCGCGUAGGAACGCGGUCCGCCAACCUCGCUGACCUCGACAACCAGAUCGCCACGUACCUCAACAUCGACCCCGACUCCGGGUUUGCGCCCCCGGCAUGGCAGUCACAUGUCGGCACCGUCGUGGCCGCGCGCAAGGACAAGAAGCCGUUACUGCCGCACCAUCUCGAGGGUGUGUGGAUGUACUGCGACUACAUUCUGGACCUCUUUGGGGAGGGAGAGGGGGCGCCGACACGGUUGUAUAGUCGGCAGGCCUUUGAGAAGUGGUGGGGUGAUUACUGUGAGGAACAGAAACAGUUUCGGACGGGGGAUGGAGGUGAGAAGGAUCCGGAUGACUGGCGGGCGGACAGGGCCACCAAUAAGGAGCCGGGAUGGCUCAACAUUGAUCAGUGA